AUGGUCAGUCCAAAACGCCAUAUGGAAGAAACGACUCAUGUUAAUUGCGCAAGAAUUGAUAUUAGACAAAACGCUUAUCGAAAAGGUUAUGUAUAUAAUGUAAAGAAAGUGUGGGUGACGUUCCUGCAAGAGGCGUGGGAACUCCAGCGGGUGACGUUCCCGGUAGAUUUUGAAGGAGCUUCGGCGAGUGACGUUCUCGUGAUAAUACACGGAGUAUGGGGUGACUUAAAAAAUGAAAAAGCGAGCAGAGUUUUGUGGAUGCAAAUCGAGAAUAUGCAAAGCUCAGAAUUGAUUGAGGAGAAACGGAAUAGAGUCAAACGAAAGGUCGAUUUAUGUUCGGUCGACAUUUUUGAUAAGUCUACAACCAAUCAAGGAAACGAAAUUAUGAAUCUUUAUGAUGUUGAUAAUCCGAAAAAGAAAUUAAAGAUUCAGUCUAAUAGCAAUGAUGACGAUUUUUUUGAUGGUUUAUACAUCGAUAACGAAAGCGAGGAUGCAUCAACUGAAAUUCAACAUCUCCCCAUUGAAAGUGAGGAGAUGUUCUUUAGAUGGAGCCAUCAGCCGAAGAGAAACAGAAUACAACACGUCGAUCAAAAUGGGAAGACUAUUAAGCCUCUGAUUAAUAAGUAUGCAUUUGCCAUUGAAGUAAAGCCGGAGUCAAUUUUUGAUGACGAUGCUUGGCCAUUAUCAACAAGAGUUAUUUUUGAUAAUCCAUUUGAGGGCGAGUUUGACUUUAAAAAGCAUUAUGAGCUUUUAUGGGUGCGGGAUAUCUAUCAGCGAUUUAUGUUUCUAUUCGCCUCAUCUUUCAACAUACUUCGUGAUGCAAAUACAUUGGAAAUAGCUUACAGAGAUUCAUUCGUUAAUCCUAUAAUUCCGAAGGCAUUUGAUGAUAUGAACAAUAAUAUUAUGUUCCAAAUUGGAGAAAUAGAGAGUGCUUUACGUAAGCAACAUCGAAAUCAAACAAAUGGCCAAAAGCCUCGUGUAAGUCUUGGGUCAAAACAUGACGGGAUUUUAAAGAUUUAUAUGAACGCAAUUGAGAUUGAGAUUGGGUUUUUGGAAGUGGUGGGAAAUGCAAUGAAUGUGGAUCUUACUGGAUACUAUGAAGAUAUGGAAAAACUGUUCAAAGGUUUGCAAUUGUCAGAUAUUCUUGCCUCGAAGAAUUUAUGCAGUAAAGCUCAGAGUCUAUUUAUCUUUGUAGUGAUGCAGUUGUCAAUUUUUUACCAACGUCAGCACCACUUAGAACGCAACGCAACAGAAGAACAACUCCUAUAUCUUCAAAGCUUUGGUGUACUUGUGUACCAGCGUGAGACGAUAAUAUAUACAAUUCAUCGUGUUAAAGGAGGGUUACAUGUUGUAGACAUCAUCACAAAGUUUACAAUCCCGGAUAACAAGGAUCAAGUGUAUGUGAUAGAUGAAAUUAUAGAGAAAGUAUAUUUUUUUAAGAGCCGAAUUAUGGACUACUACUUAAAGUUGCAAAAAAUAUCACGUAAAGCAAAGAAAUAUUCUCCAUCAGACGAAAAUCCAUUGGAAGCAUCACCAUCCAAAAGAGCAACAACAAGGCAGUAA
Messenger RNA from Acaulospora morrowiae, 1563 nucleotides. The record is from the annotation of a GenBank genome assembly. NCBI's taxonomy places the organism in Eukaryota, Fungi, Glomeromycota, Glomeromycetes, Diversisporales, Acaulosporaceae.